Molecule: messenger RNA, 3123 nt
Organism: Plasmopara halstedii
Lineage: Eukaryota; Oomycota; Peronosporomycetes; Peronosporales; Peronosporaceae
Exons: 2
Coding region: 1-3123 (1040 amino acids)
Source: RefSeq, a predicted model, not a curated record
AUGGAGCCGUCAGAUGCUACCUUGAGCUCGCCAACUUUUGCAGCGCGUGUUAGUCCUGGUAACAUCCGCACACUCAUUUUAGAAAAGGAAAAAGAGUUACAUGACAUUAAUGAGUAUCGAAUUCGCACAUUAGAAGCACUCUUACGAGACAAGGAGAUCACCACUUCUGCUGCGAAACAAAAGCUGAGUAAGCUACAAGAGGAUUUCAAGUAUAAUUUAAAACUAUUGGAAGGACGAGAUGAAGAGUUAGCAUUGUAUGAUACCAACUUUGCCAAUUUAAAAAAUGUAUUACGGGAUCGUGAAAUUGAGUUGAGUGAAAGCAAAGUGCGAGAGGCUGAAACUCAGGCAGAAUUAAAGCAAAUGAAACAGAAAGCAAGCGAUACGGAAGUAAUUUAUCAGCAAAAGCUUAAAGAUGCUCGAGCUCAAAUUGAGGGCGCAAGAUGGAAGUUUGACGAUGCAUUGCGACAUCAAGAAGAAGCGAUGGAGUCUUUGAGACGGAAGUUGGAACGAUCGAUGAAUGAGAAAGAAGAAGAAAUGGAUACUUUACGAAGGGAGUUGACUGUAACAUUUGAUGAUUCAAUGAGAAAGCGGGAAAUAGAAUUCCAACAAACAAGUGAAGAACUUAAAAGUCACUUAAGAGAAGUCGAGUUAUCAAAUAAGGCGUUAGCAAGAGAUAUCAAUGUUCAACGCGAUAAAGUUGAGGAAUUGACGAUAAAGAAUGAAAAUAUACAGCAAUUGCUUCGGGAUAAAGAGAAGGAAUUGAAAUCAAUUGAAUGGACUUCAGCGGAUGUAAAAGCUGCAAAAGAUGUGAAAAUUGGGGAAUUGGAGAACGAAGUCGCCAGAUUAAAUGAAGUUAAGCAAAAUUUGCUGGAUGAGUAUGAAAAGAAAAUGGCUGAAUUGUUGCAGUCGCUGCAUGCAGUAGAGAAGGCAUUUGUACACCAAAAGAAGCAAUAUGAAGAGGAACUACAGAAGGAAAUAGGGCGGAAGAAGUUCGAGUUGAAUGACUCGAACUUUCGGUAUGAAGCAAAGAUAGAAAAUUUGGUUGGAAGGCUGGGUGAAAGUGAAAAACGGGUAGAAGCACUUCAAGCUGAAUUGAAACAAGCUAAGUGGGAUGCAGAUGAUAGAGCGAUGGAAAAAGAGCGUGAAGUGGACCGUGUGAAGAGCGCGUUACACGAACUGGAAGCUGAGCAAAAUCAUGUGAAAAAUGAGCUGCAAAAGCAACUUCGUGCACAGGAUCGAGAGAUGCAGAUCCUUCAGGAAACUCUGCACGAAUCGCAACGGCAAAUUGCUUUACUAAAAGAUAAAGACAAGACACAGCGUGACGAACUGCUUGAGGGUAUAGAAAAGCAAGAAGAUCUACAGCGCGAGCUUCGUUUUGUUCAAGAACGUUGGGAAAAGCGGUGGGAACAACAGCAACAGGAACUGGAUGAGCGACAUGACCUUCAGAUUCGUGAGUUAAAACAAGCAAAACAGCGCUUGGUGAGUCAAAAAGAAGCUGUUGAGAAGCGGUUAGCUCAAGCAGAAAUGGAGACGCAACGACUUUGUCGUGAGCUGUCUACUCUUCAAUCUAGUGCUCGUACAUCUGAGUCAAUUGGCUCACAGUUCGUGGCAUCAAAGGCCAGACAUAAAGGAGACGCACAUCAUUCAUCCGACUCAGUUCCUGUUGCUCCCUCACCACUUUGGAGUGACGAUCCAGGCACCUUUUCUCCAGUUCCUGGAAUGUCGCCAUUGCUUACAGACAGCCCUCAAAUACGAGGUAAAUCUGUGGCUGGCACCAGUGCGAAUUCAUUAGAACUUGAAAAUGCGAAAUUGCGCGACAUAAUUCGCCAAAUGAAAGAAUCACUUGCUCAUCAAGCUGACAAGAUGGAAGCAUCACCAGGGCAUUCCAGCGGAAGUCAAACUACCUCCGAUCUUACCGCACAGUUAAAAGAAACACAAGAACGCUGCGUCGCACUUGAAACAAAGCUAAAUGAGAACAACAAAAAUGGUCUUAAUUUGCAGCUUGAGAGUUGUAAGCAAGAGCAGUUAGAAGCACAACGAGUUAUCGAAGCAAAAAACACGCAGAUUGCAGAGUUUGAAAAUCAAAUACAAAAGCUUGAGGAAGCGCAAGUUGCAGAAUCAAAUACGCAAGCGGCUCAAGUGACUGAUUUGAAACGAAAGCUUGAAGCUGCCAAUUCUGAUAUUGACCGUCUUGUUCGCGAACGCAGCCAGUUGAUGGAACUAAGCAACCAGCUCCGAGCUGACUUGCGUCGAAUUGGAUCUGAAUCCGGAUCAAAACCAUCAAAAAAUCGAAUGGACUCUGCUGGUGAACGUGACCAGGAAAGUAUCAUUGCAGAUCUCACGCAAUCGUUAGAUGAGGCUCGUAUUCACAACAAGACGCUGAAGAAAGAACUUCGUCGCAUGGUCAAGGCACACGUACAACUCCAAGAGGGUCGAGAGAUUGACGACAGAGGCACAAAGAUCAAAGAAAGUGAGCACAUUCCAGCAGAUCCUGAAAAACGGCGAUCGAGUACUUUAUCGAUGAUGAAGGCGCUCAAUUCUGGAUCUUCUCGACCAAAGCCUCAAGCAAGUACAACGAUACGCUUAGUACUUGAUCGUGUAAACGAUGAGGUGACUAAGAAAAAGGGUUCGGAUGAAGAGGUGCAAGGUCCGGUGCAAAAUAAACGAUCGAGUACUCAAAGUCAAAUAGCGGAAGCAUGUGAUAAGCCAUUAUCAAACUCAGACCAUGAAACGGAGAGUAAUGUUAAGGCGAGUAAUUCGACUGGAAAUGAUAAUGAAGGUCGUUUUCUGGAAAAUGAACAUCAAUCUUCAAAGAGAAAGAAUAUAAUCGAAGGUCAAAGAGGAAGUGAAAAGGAUAUCGUGAUGAUCGGCAGAUCUAGCUCGAAAGUCACAGAUGCUCGAUUGAAGUUACAACAAGCGAAGGAAAUGCUUUUAUUAUCUGGUAAGCGAGCUCCAGUUGCGGGAUCUCGUAGUACUUCUACAACUUUAUCUGCAGCAACACGAUUGAGUGAUCGCGAAACAAAUAGCCAGCGAUCUGCUGUCAAAAAACUUCAGCAAAUGCAGUCGAAACGAGCUGAAAUGGCGACUGAACGCAAGAAUGUGCGGAAUUACAAUCUAGCGUAA